UGCACUCUCACGUUAACGCACAACUCCAAGUGGGCAUCCUUGGGAAGCCGGUGAAGAAUCUAGUCACGUAGGGGGAAAGAACACAUACAACCGCCAACAUGUGUGACAUGGGGGGUUUGGAUAACCUGGUGGCCAACACGGCCUACCUGAAAGCCCAAGGAGGGGAUGACAAGGAGAUGAAAAAGCGUCGCCGCAGCUUGUCUCUGCCCAAGCCAGAGCAGUGUGCUGCCCUCCGAGGGGCCCUGGAGAAGGACUUUAUAUCCCUUUGUGAAAGGCAGCCUAUAGGGAAAAAGCUUUUCCGCGAGUUUCUGUCAAGUACCCCUGAGUUCAAGCUUGCUGCAGAGUUUCUGGAUGACUUGUAUGACUGGGACCUUGCUGAAGGUGCAACUAAGGAGAAAUCUCGCCAAGAAAUUAUGAAUAAGUACUGCAAAGCUGACUCCAAAUCCUUCCUGACCUUUCUUAUGGAGGAGCCUCUGGAAAAAUGCAAGUCUGUUACAGAUGCCAACUUUGAAGAGGUGAUGAAAACCAAGGUCCAGGAGGGUGUAAGAGAAUUUCUGAAAGACAAGCCUUUUACAGAAUACCAGGCCAGUCCAUUCUUUGACAAAUUCCUUCAAUGGAAGGAAUAUGAAAAGCAGCCAAUUGGUGAAAAAUAUUUCUAUGAAUUCAGAACUCUGGGGAAAGGGGGCUUUGGGGAGGUGUGUGCUGUUCAGGUCAAGAACACGGGUCAGAUGUACGCCUGUAAGAAGUUAUGUAAAAAGCGCCUUAAAAAGAAGGGUGGUGAAAAAAUGGCUCUAUUAGAGAAGCAGAUCUUGGAAAAGGUCAACAGCCUGUUUCUGGUCAACUUGGCCUACGCUUAUGACUCCAAGACUCACCUGUGCCUUGUCAUGACCCUGAUGAAUGGAGGAGACCUCAAGUACCACAUUUACAACAUAGGCUAUGACGGCAAGGGUGUGGACAAGGGCAUAGACAUGAAGCGCAUCAUUCACUACACCGCGCAGAUUGCCACCGGCAUCUUGCACCUCCACGCCAUGGAUAUUAUAUACCGGGACAUGAAGCCCGAGAAUGUUCUGCUGGAUAGUCAAGGCCAGUGCCGACUUUCAGAUUUGGGUCUGGCUGUAGAGAUUACUCCAGGAAAAACUUCCACCCAGAUGGCUGGUACAGGUGCCUACAUGGCCCCUGAGAUCUUGAGCAAAACUCCAUAUCGAACAUCAGUGGACUGGUGGGCCCUGGGCUGCAGUAUUUAUGAGAUGGUGGCAGGGUACACCCCUUUCAAAGGCCCUGAGAGUAAAAAGGAGAAGGUGGAGAAGGAGGAGGUGCAAAGGCGCAUUCUCAACGAGGAGCCAAAGUGGGAGCACAAGUGCUUCGAUGCUCCUACCAAGGACAUCAUCCAGCAGUUCCUAAAGAAGAAAAUAGAUGAGCGUCUGGGCAUGAGGAACAACAUGGAAGAUCCGAGGAAACACGAGUGGUUUAAGACAAUCAACUUUCCCCGCCUGGAGGCAGGGCUCGUAGACCCUCCCUGGGUCCCCAAACCCAACGUGGUCUACGCCAAAGACACUGGUGACAUUGCAGAGUUCUCUGAGAUCAAGGGCAUUGAAUUUGAUGCCAAGGAUGAUAAAUUUUUCAACGAGUUCAACACCGGUGCAGUGCCCAUUCCAUGGCAGCAGGAGAUGAUCGACACUGGACUGUACGAUGAGCUCAGUGAUCCCAACAGGAAAGAGGGCGGAGGAGGUUUUGACGACGACAAGAAGUCCGGCACAUGUGCGCUCCUCUGAGCAGGCCCAUGUUAGCCUACUAACACCUGAUAAUGCUUAAUAAUUUGCUCUUUCAUGCACAAUAGCAUUGAUGUAAAAAGUGGAUCAUGUUUCAUGAGAGGAUGGGCAUCUUUGCUGAAAAAGAGGAACCAUCUCUUGCUUGUAAGGAUGCUCACGGUUUAGAGGUGAGCUGCUCAGUAAAGCAUGAACGGUGAUGUGAUGAUGUACUUUACAAAUCACUUCAGAUCCACAGCUUCUUUUAAAGACAUGCAUAUUCAAUUAUGUAGGCUUGUAACCACAUUGACCAAGAAUGACUGCCAGCAGGAAGUUGUUUUUUUUUUUAUCCACACAAGUGUUAGAGGAUCACACUGUGAGCCAGAAACACUGUAUGUCUUUAAAAAUAAAAAGGUUGUUGCAGGGGUACACGCUUUGCAACUAUAGUUACAUUUCCAACUGUCGGUAAACUGUGGAAAUAUAAAAUGUCCUCUAGAUGAUUAAAUUGGUCAGUCCUGCUGGAUUCUGGAAUAUCGGAUCACUUUCGACGCAUCUAUUUAAACUGCGGUGAGGCCAAGCUGUUUCUACAACGAAGAGUGCUUUUUUUUUACCGCAUUUGACAGAGAAAUUUGUAGCAUUCCUUUAUAUUUGCGAUCUUAGACCACAUAGUUACAUUAAAUCCCAGCAUUUACAUCUACCUGGCAUCUUAGUUUUAUUUUAAUUAUGAAUCCCAAUUGUAUGUGUUGUACAUAAAGAGUUACAUAUCUAUCUAUGCAUGGAAAAGGGAAGCUUAGAAUGCAAGUUUAGAAUGAUUUUAGAGACAGUAAAUAAUACCAAACACAUCCCCCUCUGAGUACCUCAUGUGUUGGUUCUGUGAGGUCCGACCUAGAGGCAAAUGGAGACCUAAGCCCUGGGAUGCUGGGGAACAGAUGAAAGCACAAAUAGCAGCUCUUUGCUGCAAAUGGUGGUGGACAAUAUAGAGGAGUUGGGCAAUAUAUUCCUAUACCAGGAUUUCCCUGUCCAUGGCCCUGCACCUCUGUGAUCACCCAGAGCUAUUUUCAUAGUCUUAGACUCAAACUAGCCACAUAUGGAAAAAUAUUGUACAAGUUAUGUUGAGUCUAGAGACUUUAAUUCAUCUUAGUUCAGUUGUUCUUGUUAAUUGUCUCAGGAUCUUUAUUUGUUUUAAAUGGCAGAUCUUGGGCAGAGUUGAGUUUUUACCAUUUAAGUGAAUAUAAAAUAAAUGUGUAUUCAUGUUUGUGUAAAUAUUAGUGAAAGAAAAUGUAGAAAUGUCCAGUGCAAAUCUGAAAAAUCCUUUACUCUUGAAUUAUUUUGAGCUAAUUAAAUAUAUCUUUUGAAAUCUG
Messenger RNA from Girardinichthys multiradiatus, 3106 nucleotides. RefSeq names its product G protein-coupled receptor kinase 7a (gene grk7a). The transcript is spliced from 4 exons. NCBI's taxonomy places the organism in Eukaryota, Metazoa, Chordata, Actinopteri, Cyprinodontiformes, Goodeidae. Gene Ontology annotation, biological process: signal transduction; regulation of signal transduction; protein phosphorylation. The record is from RefSeq and is a predicted model, not a curated record. Gene Ontology annotation, molecular function: ATP binding; rhodopsin kinase activity. Gene Ontology annotation, cellular component: cytoplasm. The coding region runs from base 99 to 1772 and encodes 557 amino acids.